Molecule: messenger RNA, 2151 nt
Organism: Saitoella complicata NRRL Y-17804
Lineage: Eukaryota; Fungi; Ascomycota; Saitoellomycetes; Saitoellales; Saitoellaceae
Exons: 2
Coding region: 278-2119 (613 amino acids)
Biological process (GO): synaptonemal complex assembly; mitotic sister chromatid cohesion; replication-born double-strand break repair via sister chromatid exchange
Cellular component (GO): synaptonemal complex; cohesin complex
Molecular function (GO): protein binding; chromatin binding
Source: RefSeq, a predicted model, not a curated record
CGCAUCCUUCACGAAGAAACCACCAUUGAUCUCGACGCGUUAUCCCACUCGAAAAGUUACGAAACCGAUCGCAUACACUCUAUUAGCUUUUUGGAAACGCAGAUCAGUCACGGUCUGUGAGUUUUUCUGUCCGAUCGCAAGUGAACGAGAGCUCGAAUCGCUGGUCGUUUGUCGGGUUCGCAUACACACCGAGAAGGAAGACAACUCAAGCGCUGUGCGCGUCGAUUUCCCUUUUGCUGAACUAACCUAAUCCGCUACUUGCUACACAUACUUCAUAAUGUUCUACGCAGAAUCCCUUCUUACCCGCAAGGGUCCGCUUGCACGUAUCUGGCUGGCAGCACACAUGGAACGCCGCCUAACGAAACCCCAGAUCACAACCACCAAUAUUCCAUCCUCCGUCUCUUCCCUCAUCUCCGACACUGACUCCACUGCGCCCAUGGCUCUCCGUCUCUCCGGUCAGUUGUUGUUGGGUGUCGUCCGAAUUUACAGCCGCAAAGCACGGUAUCUCUUGGAAGACGCGCAGGAAGCGAUGGGAAGGAUCAAGAUGGCGUUCAGGCCUGGAAAUGUGGAUUUGAAUUUGUCGACACAGGCGGAAGCGCAUACGACGCUCACUCUCCCCGAUGUCAUCACUGAGCUUGAUUUGCUUAUGCCGACGGCGGAUUUGUCCUUCUUGGAUGGAACUGUCACUGCGAAUCUCGGUGCGAACACGAGUAGAGCGGCGGAUAUCACGUUGAGAGAAGAAGACAUCUCGAUUGAGUACGGCCUUAACGCGCCUGAUACUUCGCACCUCCUCCUUGGUGAGGAUCCAAUGGAACUCGGGUCUCUUGACCCUCACACUCAGAUGGAACUUGACCUUGGGUUGGAUUUCUCCACUGCCGCCGCUGGCGCACCUAAAGACACCUCCAUCUCCGUCGAGAUGGGACGUGAUGCACCGACUAUCAUCAGUCGUGAAGUCAGUCCCGAGCCUGCUGGGGAGAAGACCACGCUUGAGUUCGGGGCGGAGGAGCAGCCUGCGCUUGCGUUCGACGAUGAGUUGGGGAUUGGUGCCGAUAUCGAGAUUCCGGGUCUGGAUUUCGGUGAGCUGACGACUGGCCUACAGGAGGAGGCUGAGGGUGAGAGGACGCCUAGGGCUGGAAGUCCCUUGCUUGAGGAAGGCGAGCGUACACCUAGAGCAGCUGAGGCGGAGGAGGAGUUCAGACUCGCUACUCCCGUCGUCGAGGAACAAGAGCAAGCCGAGGAGGCGCGUCAUGCUGCUCCUCGAAGACAAUUGAAGGUUCAAAUCGACGCGAAGACCGAGCUUACCCAGGCACAGCUCAAGGCUCAUCUGCGUGACCCAUCAUCCACUCUUCUCCCGCCUGAUGCGACAACGCUCUUGCCUCGUGACCCUGUCAUGUUGAGCUUGGUGUUGGGUCAGCAAGGUGGAUGGAGUGUGUGGAGACAACAGGGCGUGCACCCCGAUCUUGCAGGGUUGUUGAGUCCUGAUUUCGUUAGGGGCAUGAAGAGACGGAGGGAGGAGGGUGGAGCUAUCCAACCCGAGGAGGAGGAAGAACCUUCGAGGAAGGAAGCGCGUCUUGACGAACCCGGGUUCGAGGCCAUGGAGGACGUACAGAUGCAGGAAGCGGCGCCCUUGGAGGAUGAACCACAGGCCUUGGCACCCGGCGAGGAAGAAGAGUUGGGUUUCGGGGUUGAGGAACCGCAGGUGCUGGAGUUUGAUGAGCCGGUCUUGGGCGCGGAGGAUCCAUACCAGCCUGCCGAGAUGACGGGUUUGUUUGAGGAUGAACCCAACCUUGGUGAGGCGGCUCUGCCUGAAGCCACGCAACCCGGCGUGGUGUCGCGGAAUACCGUCAAGGCCAUCCAAUACCUCCGUUCCGAAUUUCGGCCCGAAGCCGAGGCUGAUGCGAAGGAGGUCGUUGAUUUCGAGCAGAUGACGACUGGACAGAGUCGCGCUGAUGCAGUCAAGAUGUUCUUUGAGGUUCUUGUGUUGGCGACGAAGGAUGUUAUUAAGGUUAAGCAGGAGGAGCCGUAUGGUGGGAUUGAGAUUAGGGCUAAGGAGAGGUUGUUUGAGGUUGGUGUGCAGGGAUUGGGGGAGGAGGAGAGCGAGGAGGCCGUUCUUGCCUAAGAACUUGGCUCGAGUGGGUUACCGUGAUGAGG